Messenger RNA from Physella acuta, 1969 nucleotides. Its product is annotated as peptidyl-prolyl cis-trans isomerase sig-7. Gene Ontology annotation, molecular function: RNA binding; peptidyl-prolyl cis-trans isomerase activity. Gene Ontology annotation, cellular component: nucleus. The record is from RefSeq and is a predicted model, not a curated record. NCBI's taxonomy places the organism in Eukaryota, Metazoa, Mollusca, Gastropoda, Physidae. Gene Ontology annotation, biological process: protein peptidyl-prolyl isomerization.
UAUUACUUAGUAAAAUUUUAGGGGUAUAAUUUAAUUUAAAGUUUACAGCUACAUAUUUUGUUUGUCAGUCUUUAAUACAGCUAUGGCUGUUAUUAUUGAAACAUCGAUUGGCGAUAUGACCGUUGAUCUGUACACAGACGAAAGGCCAAGAAGUUGUUUGAACUUCUUGAAGCUUUGCAAGAUCAAGUAUUAUAACUUUUCAUUGUUUCAUACAGUGCAGCAAAAUCUUGUUGCACAAGCAGGGGAUCCGACAGCUACUGGAAGAGGGGGAGAAUCCAUUUUUAGGAGUUUGUAUGGAGACCAGGCAAGGUUUUUCCCCAUGGAGGAGGUGCCUCGCAUCAAACAUUCAAAAAAAGGUCUCAUAUCAAUGGUCAACAACGGGAGUGAUAUGCAUGGAUCACAGUUUUUCUUCACACUUGCUGACAAUCUUGACUACCUUGAUGGGAAACAUACAGUAUUUGGAGAGGUCACAGAAGGCACUGAUGUGUUGGAAAAACUCAACAAUACAUUUUGUGGGGAGGAUAACCGUCCACACCAAGACAUAAGAAUCUAUCACACAAUAAUCCUGGAUGACCCUUAUGAUGACCCAGCCAAUUUAGACAUCCCUCCUGUAUCUCCUGGUCCUACAGAGGAAAUGUUGAAUAGUGACCAUAUUCCAUGUGAUGCCAACAUAGAUGAAGACAAAGACAAAACAGAACAACAACUGGCUGAAAUAAUGGCUGAGAAAGAGGCCAAAGCUAACACACAGAUUUUAGAGAUGGUCGGAGAUUUGCCUGAAGCAGAUGUAGCACCACCUGAGAAUGUCCUUUUUGUUUGUAAACUCAACCCAGUCACUACCUCAGAUGAUCUGGAGACCAUCUUCUCCAGGUUUGGCCAGAUUGUCAGCUGUGAAGUCAUCAAGGAUUCUAAGACAGGAGAGUCCUUGCAGUAUGCCUUUAUUGAGUUUGGGAACGAAGAAGAUUGCGAGAAAGCCUACUUUAAAAUGGACAAUGUUCUGAUAGAUGACCGACGUAUCCAUGUAGACUUCAGCCAGUCUGUGUCUAAACUAAAGUGGAAAGGCAAAGGUAGAGGAGUGGAGAUUAUGGAAACAGGCGAUGCCCCAAUCUAUGUAUUAAAAAACCAACAGAGACGAAACGAUGGGUAUGAUCUUGUGUAUGAUGAGGAUGUUGGAGGAAAUAGAAAAUCCAAAAAGUCACAUGACAAGAAACAAAGUUCAGACAAAAGGGAAGACAACUCUAAAUUAAGGAGGAGAGAGAAAAGUAGUUCAAAUAGUCCUGUUUCUAAAAAUAGAAAUCACUAUGAUAAAGGAAACAAAAAGAGUUCUUCAAAGGGAGAUAAUAGAGACCAGAAGGAAGACAGGGGAAGGAAUGAUGGCAACUGGAAGAAACAAGAGGAAGAGAAAGAAUACAGAAAUAAAAGAAAUGAGGAGGACAGGUGGGAGGGUAGAGGAAGAAAGCAAGAGAGGUUUGAGGAUAGUGAUGAGAAUAGUGACAGAAAAGACAGAAAGAAAAACAAGUCAGACCAGGAGAGAGAGAGUAAGAAAAGAUCUGGGAGAGACAGAUCAGUAGAGAGUGAGGAAGACAACACAAGACAUAAAAUCUCAAGGAAAGAUAACUCUGAUGAGAAUGACAAGGGACAUCACCACAGUAAGAAAAAGAAGAAAGACAAGAAAAGACAUAAAAAACAAGAGAGUAGUGAUGAGUCUUCAGAAGAUGAUAGAGGUUCAAAGGGAGGUAAAUCAGGCAGCAAAAAUAAAAGCAAAUACUCUUCUGAAGAAAAGACAUCAAAAAAGUCAAAAAAGAAACACAAGUCCAAAAAACAUGAAAGUUCAGAUGAAGAUGAUAGAAGGUAGCUUUGGAGUAAAUAUUGAGAUUUGUUGUUGAAAAGUUAUGGUGUACUGCUCAUUUCAAUCUUGAUUAAACUUUGAACAUACAUUUACCAUAUGUUGCUGUUAUUAUUAAUAAAUUAA